UAUACAAAUUCAAAUAAAGAUGACAGUGAUUCAUGACCGAAUCACUCAGUGGAAUAGACGCGUCAUUUUACGGUUAUAUAGCUGAUAUGUCCAGCAUGUCAGUGGUUAGUGUUUUCAGCUCACUCUUCAUUCGCGUGCUUGUAUACUCUCUGCUCUCAUAAGUGACGCGUAGCCUCUUUACGCACCAGAGAGACAGCGCUCCACCACCCCUCUCCACUCCAAACCGGGGGCUCUCUGGUAUUUCAAAUUAAAUUAACUUGUGACGCGGUCCACCCCUCUCAUUUUACGCGCAAGCUGUCCAUGAAGCACUGUCGAACAUGCGCGCGCCGUGCCGUGCGCGAGGUCUACAUGACGUGAAAGAGCAAGACAUUCCUCCUGGACACUUUCGGGAUUACUUCUGCACCUGAAUGCGAACAGAAAGUGCGAACUCGGUGCGUCGAUGAGAAAGAUCGCGCAAGUGUUCAACAGCACACAUCUCGAAGAAUGCAACUUCUUACUUGUGCAGAAGAGGCUGCUGAUCUAUGAAUGGGACUGUGCUGUGGCCACCACGGCUUUCUGUGCUCCAGUCAGGACUAUGUGCUGCCCAUGUGCCACUCUGAAUGCACUGGCCAGCUGUUUGCGAGAGCAGGGAGGGUGGGGCGGCCAACAGGGCACGAGGCGGAAGCCGGGCUAUGCCCCCUACGUUCCGGAUUGCAGUUCUGGGGGCUCAGGGGGUGGGCAAGACAUCCAUUGUUCAGCGCUUUCUUCAUUGUGACUACAGUGAGGUGGCAGUGUCCAGUAAGACGCGACGGGUGCAUCUUUCUGCUGCAGUGCUCAAUGGACAUGUGCAUGACCUUCAGAUCACAGAUUAUCCAGCCAUCAGCAGUUUUCCUGUCAGCACUCUGCAGGAAUGGUCAGAUGUUUGCUGUCGAGGCAUUCGAAGCGCUCAUGUCUACAUCUUGGUUUACGACAUCUGCUGUUUCGACAGCUUUGAGUAUGUCAAGACCAUGCGGCAGCAGAUCUUAGAGACCAGGGUCAUGGGCUCUGGGGACACGCCUAUUCUGAUUGUCGGCAACAAGCGUGAUCUACAUCGAGGUCGCGUCAUACCCCGCCACAGUGUAUCUGACUUAGUGCGAAAAAGCUGGAAGUGUGGAUAUGUGGAGUGCUCUGCUAAGUUCAACUGGCAUGUUUUACUGUUGUUUGGAGAGGCUCUCCGCAGUGUGGGUUGUGCCCGCUGCAAGCACGUCCAUGCCACCAUCCGUUUCCAACGGGCGCUCAGGAGAGAUCGCUGUUCCCUAAUGUGAGCUUCCAGUUUCUUUUUUGAAAUGCCCAUUUGAAAACUGAUGUUUUGGACAAUGGAUGCUCCAUGAUUCCUUGGUCAGAUUGGAGAGCUGUGAUAACCUUCUUGCCAAGGAAGACAGAUGUGGUCUUUAAACAGGGAGUCCCUGUUGCUUCAUUAUCUAAGCCUUCAAAUUGAUGUCUCCACCUUUGGCCUGAAAGAAUACAAUCAACAUCUCUGCCUCUUACCAUAGAAACAACAAAGAAACUGCCAAAAAGCUGGUAGAAGGCAACAAAAACAGCUUUACAAUAGUGUAGUUCUGUCAUUGCUUACGUUCAGGCCAGGAGAGCUUAUCUAAAUGCUUAUGCUGAGCCUACACUAUUGGAUCUUCUAGCACCUGUAAGAACAAGUGUCUCCCAGCUCAGGUGCCCAAAGAGGCACCGUACACAGGCACUUAUUCUGCAAUACUCCACAGAACACAAAUAAUACAAAGAGUCUACAUUCUAUGGAUACUUCCAUGUUGUUAAGAUAUUCCUAUUUGUCUUGUUUUGAUACUGUAUCUUAUCCCACAAAUGUACUUUAAUUUUGAAACACUGGAGACACAAUGAACUACCAUAAUUAAAUCAAGUGAUGGGGAAAGAGAAAAAUAUUAUUUGAAUGUUAAUGUGUUAUGAAUGAAUCAUCUGACAUUGGGGAACCCUUUUAGGUCUCAUCCUAUAUUUUCAUGCAAAGGUUUGUACGAUGUCUGUAUGAGACAGGUAAAAAAAGUUUAAAUAUAGCCUUCUUUAAAGGUGCUGUAAGCGAUGUUAGCGGUUCUGGAACUUUUAUACACUUGCACGUCUCAUCCACACUAGAGCAGCGUUUUCCUCCACCAAAAUCUGAGACUUUCAAAAAUACUCUUCAAUAGUCGCAUACUUUGGAAAACGAUGACAUUAGGAAGCUGAAACUGAGUUUUCAAACUGAAACAGAUUAAUGUGGAUGUGGUCUAAGGCACUGAAUUAGACACGGAGCCUCAUUCCAAAGUCCACACUAAUGUCGUUUUUGUUUGAAAUCUCAUUUUUACAGUUUCCUAACAUCAUCAUUUUCCAAAGUAUGCGACUAUGGAGAGCAUUGCUGAAACCCUCCGUUUUCGGUGGAGGAAAACGCUGUUCUAAUGUGGAUGAGAGGAAAUCACGUUAAACCUGAAUUACUUAAUUUAAAUAAAACACUUUCAGGUUCAUGAUUUCCAUAUGUGGACUGCCUUGUGUUCACGCAAAAUGACAGACAGGCAGAAAGUGCCUCAAAGUCCUCUGAUUUGCUAAACAAAGAAAAAAUCUGUAUGUGGCACACGGUUACAUUUAUUUCAUUUAUUUUUUGGUAUUUACAAAGAUUAGCACUGUCAUGAAGUAAUAUGUGAUAUUUCAGGACACCCAUUUCAUUUAUAUUUGUCAGGUAAUAGGGAGGUUUUCUGUGUGCUAGUCCAUUAAAAAAUCACUAACAGCACCUUUAACGAUUUUACCCAACACAUCUCUGCAACAAAUACACAACCCAGUUUGCUCAAAUACAUGUUAAAUACAAAUGUCUACUUCUACAGAGCACAGUAGUCUUAUAAAUGGCUAGA
Molecule: messenger RNA, 2858 nt
Organism: Xyrauchen texanus (razorback sucker)
Lineage: Eukaryota; Metazoa; Chordata; Actinopteri; Cypriniformes; Catostomidae
Product: ras-like protein family member 10B
Exons: 4
Coding region: 600-1283 (227 amino acids)
Molecular function (GO): GTPase activity; GTP binding
Source: RefSeq, a predicted model, not a curated record